This is a messenger RNA of Ustilago hordei, 4482 nucleotides long. RefSeq lists its product as uncharacterized. Gene Ontology annotation, molecular function: proteasome binding; cysteine-type deubiquitinase activity. Lineage: Eukaryota; Fungi; Basidiomycota; Ustilaginomycetes; Ustilaginales; Ustilaginaceae. The transcript has a single exon. Bases 1 to 4482 code for a protein of 1493 amino acids. Gene Ontology annotation, biological process: proteasome-mediated ubiquitin-dependent protein catabolic process; protein deubiquitination; regulation of proteasomal protein catabolic process. The record is from RefSeq and is a predicted model, not a curated record.
AUGGGUCUCCAACGCAGCGAGUUUGACCCUAUCACCAUCGUCGACAAUGUUACCCAGCCUACCGAAUCAGCAGCACAGCACCACACCAGCGGCAACGCGGCUACCUUCGAUGCUGACGAGAACGAGCCGGUUGAUAUCACCAUCGAUGAGAAUGAUCACAAGAGAGUCUUUGGCUCGCAGGCGCCCAUGCCACCAGUUGAGCUUUCCCCUCGUCCCGCAACGCGAUCAAAAACGAACGCCAACGCAUCCACAGCACAGCCUCCCGACACAUUAAAGCCUCCUAGUUCGCCCCCACCAGAUUACUUCGUCACGUCGCAGUCGGCAGGCGGCUUUGGCAUUCCUAACGAGGCCCGACAUUUUCUGCUACCGACAGCAUUGCUCGAAUCUGGUCUGGUCUUCAAUCCACAAUUGUCUCUGCGCAGAAUCAACCUUGUGCCCAACGACUCUCCACCGGGUAGCAAUGCUCAGACCGCUGCAAGUACUCCCACUCCCAUUCCCUCAUCCGAAGCUUCUGUCGCUCCCUCUGCGACGCCGACCUCAGGCUCUGAAGGCGUCCCUGCCCCCUCGCUCGCUGAGAUACAAUUAUGCAAGCCGCACCCCGAAGCCCUGUUCGUCGCCGAGACCCUUGAGUGGAGACUCAUCCUUGACGAACAACAGAUGCACCGCAGUCCACCUCUCGACCUUCCAUUACGAGAUGCGACCCAUCUGUACGAUACAUGCAGUCUGGUGCCCAGCUCCAUCCCCAUGUAUGAGACCGUUCCGAAUGUCAUUCCAGUCGACGAGCAGCGCAGUCCCGUCCAGCUGUUGGAGCGCUGGAACGCAGACGCCCCUGAGACGCCCACCCCUGUGCUCGAGGACUUCAACGUGCACAGAUGCUGCGUUACGGGCAAGACACUUAUCUCGAGCCCUCCAGAUAGCAUUGUCUCUGUCCUCGAUCGAGAUCUGCUCACACGUUUCAAGGAGAACCGCGAAAGCAAUCCUCCUCCCGGUCACACAGGUGCCCAAAAUUUCGUUGGCGCUCUUCACGUGCUGAUCAGGGUUAUCGGCAACUUUGUCCAUGGAGAAAGGCGCCCUGCGCCAACCACCAGCAAAUCCAUCUCUCGGAAGCUUGGGUGGGAUCAACACUCGCGUCAGAUCUUUCACGAUCUCGGUUGGACGGUGUUCCAGAUGGGUGACGGUCGUAAUGCCAUCAUGCCGCCUUUGUCCUCAGAAAAGUCGGCAGACGGAACCUCAGUCUCACAAGCAUCUGAGGUCUCUUCGACCUCUGGCUCGAGCCCACACAUUAUCAUUCAACGUCACGUUCGUGCUUGGAUAGAGCUCAGUGCUUGGCUGUCAUUUCAUCUUGAUCAAUUGCGCAGGUCCAAGACUGCCUCCUCCAUCCCUACUGCAGCAGAGCCGCAGGUGCCCACAAAAGUGCUCGUCACUAACGCAUCUGAAUCAGUCAUCCAAAUGAUUGGCGUACGCCAGCAAUACCUCGACACAUCCUAUCGCAGCGACCUCUCUCCCACAAUGCUCGAAGCGUUCUCCACGCUCGGAGCAUCCAGUACCACCCGAGAUGAGCUGGUCAAGUUCAGCUACCUCUUCAACCUUGAAGCGAGCCCGGAUCGAGCCAGUGAGCUUUUCGCUUGCCUCGUCGAGGUGUACUCGACUCAACGGCGCACAUCACGCGUGCUCGAGGAGCUGAUUGCUUACGAACGAAGCCAGGGUAAAUACGCUCUUCAGGACGUGGACAAGGCGUAUGAACGUCUACAUCUAUCUGCCACCCAUUUGGGUCCGGACGUGGAACGUGAGAGCAUUCCUCACGACCUGAUCGCCGAGAACUACAAAGCUCGUGCUCGCGAGGUGCUGAUCAACGGCGAUGCAUCCGAGCAUGCUGCCGUCAAGGAUGCGCUCAAGCUCAUCACCGCUCAUCUUGGUCAGCCCAAGCUUCUCGCCCGCACGUUAGAAGAGGGAGUCGACAUGGAUGUCGAUCAGGCCUAUACAAUGCUCGAUGCUAAUCCGGAACUGGAUGACGCUACCAUACUGGCUGUCUUUGACCUCUACGUUGCUGAUGCUCCUGCUCGUCGCGAUGUGCUGCAAUACGCUCUCCGCGCCAUUGCUGAAAGCCGUAAGAGCGAGUACCUCCGACAUUUCCUGCGCACGGGCGAGAAGGACGCGUCGACCGGAGAGGGCUGGCAGCAGCUUCCCUCUGCUGAUGUUCCGGCUGGUAUCGACAACAUUGGCAAUACGUGCUAUCUCAACUCAGUUCUCCAGUACUUCUUCUCCAUCACUGAGAUUCGCACCCGGGUCCUACAGGCCGCAGCCACCGUCCAGCCCAGUCCGAGCGUUGAAAGCCAGCUUCAGAGCGACGCCGAGCGCAGGGUCGGUGGUCAACGCAUUACUCUGCGCGAACUGCAACGGAGCCAGAGGUUCGUCGCUCAACUGGCACAACUCUUCCACCAUCUCAUUCACGCCAAUGCGUUGUCUGUCCGUCCCGAAAGAGAGCUCGCCUACUUGGCAUUGGUCUCUUCUCGUGCCGAGGAGCUGGAAACUGAGAUGAACGCCAUACCCGAACAAGCGCUUGGAGGCAGAGGCGCUAGCGAACAGAACGCAGUUCAGCAAAAUGCGGUCUUUUUAUCGGAUCCCGCUCCGAUCGAAGGCUCCGAAGAUCUCUCUUCGUCUGGUCCUGCUGCAGAAGCAACAGCUGACAACGACUUGAUGGACACGACUCCAGACGAGCCUGCUGAAACUCAGCCCGCUGUACCACCUAUCCCAGCUGCGCCUCCGUCUGGAGCCGCUCCACCUCUGCCGCCUCGACCCACUCGCAAGUCUACCGCUGCCGCUGAAUUGACGCCAUCUGUCAUUCCGCCAUCAGCUCGACGCAACUCGCUCAUGCAGCUGGGCGCGCAGCAGGAUGUGUCUGAAUGCCUAGACAACUGCAUGUUUCAGCUCGAAGUUGCGCUCGCUGUCAGCAAGGCAAAAACCAGCGAUGAACACGGGAUGGAUAUCGACGGCAACGACGAGGCGAAAGUGUCGAGCGAUGGUCGCGAGGAUCUGCUGACGAGCUUGUUUCUUGGCAAGACCUGCCAACAAAUUGAAGCAGAUACCAUUACCCCCAACAGCAGUCACUCGUCCAGCGCUGGUGCCGGCGACUCUUUGACUCGACCAGCUCAGCCAAACAAGCAGCCCAGCACGCACAUUAAGCACGAAGUGUUCAAGAUCCUUCCUAUUGAUGUGCUUGAAGAAGGACGUGACAUCUACGAUGGUUUCGACGGCUUCUUUGACUCGGACACAUUUGUCGCGACCUCGGGUGCAGUGCAGCGUCGAUCAGUCACACUGCUGUCUGCUCCGCCUUUGCUCCAGAUACAGCUGCAGCGCGUGCAGUACGACCGCGCGACGAUGCGGGCGUUCAAGUCGCAAGCACAUCUCGAGAUGCCUGAGACGCUGUACGUCGACAGAUAUAUGGAUCUGGACCCCACUGAUGGCGAUUCUGCCUCACGCAUCGCAAAACGGCUGGACUACCAGGCAAAGCGAAGAAGGAUCGAGGAGUUGCGUGCCAAACUUGCCGCAUGCAAGGACGGUGCCAACUUCCAUCUGACACAGACGCUCAGCCAGGCGGCAAACACGGUCGAGGAGCUGGCUAGAUUGCCGUCGCUGGCAGAUAUGGCUGCGCAGCUGAACGAGAUCCGGGCAGAGGGCGCCCAAGCUCAGAACACCAAUGACACAGUGCCUCUCUCGCCAAGAUCACAGGCCAAACAGGCUGCCACUUUGACUGAAGAGACUGGGGCGAGUGCUCAGAUUGAGAGCCAAUCAAGCGUUACCGCCAACAGCACUAUCCCUGCAGUUUCGGAUCAAGCCCUCCCUCCAGCGCUCUCAACGCUCAUCGACCCAGGCCUUCCUACUCUACUUCGGGACGAAGCCAAGCUAUUGCAUGAGCAAGUGCAACAGGCUAAGGAUGAGAUCGAAACGCUCAAAGCUGAGAUGGCAUCUAUCUGGGCCGACGAGCGCCGCUACGCUUACCGCCUAGUCGCCGUGUUUAUGCAUCGUGGAGAGGCAAGUCACGGACACUACUUCCUGAACAUGCGUGGAGGUGGACAGAACAGCAAAUGGUUCAAGUACAACGAUUCGGCGGUGACUGAGACGACUUUGGACCAAGUCUUGCGGGACAGAAGCGGAGCGACGCCGUAUCUGGUCACCUAUGUGAGGGAAGACUACGUGCAGUUGAUCGAUCCGAUCUGCAGGCUGAUUGAGGAGCAACAACAACAGCCGGGAGAGCAGAUGGAGAUUGAAGGGCCUGCUACGCCAACAGAUGGUACUAGUGCUUCUGAAAGGAAAUGUGCUGCUUCACAGCUCGAAACGGCGACUAAGCAAGGGCACGUGGGCGAAGCAGCGACAGCAGUGAAGCCGUCCGUUGUGACAGAAGCUCUGCAGAAUGCUGUUGGAAAGGAAGCUGGAAGUGGUAACGAGAGUCCAAUCAAGCGUGCACGCACAGACGAUCUCUGA